Hydractinia symbiolongicarpus is the source of this 1228-nucleotide messenger RNA. RefSeq names its product FAD-linked sulfhydryl oxidase ALR-like. Lineage: Eukaryota; Metazoa; Cnidaria; Hydrozoa; Anthoathecata; Hydractiniidae. Gene Ontology annotation, cellular component: mitochondrion. The coding region runs from base 83 to 568 and encodes 161 amino acids. The record is from RefSeq and is a predicted model, not a curated record. The transcript has 3 exons. Gene Ontology annotation, molecular function: flavin-dependent sulfhydryl oxidase activity; flavin adenine dinucleotide binding.
UUUUAUUACAUGAUCGGGACGCCGAUGUGUAUUUACUGUAUGCUAAGGUUGCGCUAUAAAAUUCUUCAUUACCCCUUGACCAAUGGCUGAUAAAAAUCAAAAGACUGAAAAACCCUGCCGUGCUUGUAGUGAUUUUAAAAGUUGGACCAAGAGAAUGACGGGUGCGAAAAAAUCAAAUGAUCAACAAGAAAAUAUAAACCUUGACGCAGAAAAAGAGGAUAAAAAGAUUGAAUGUCCUGUGGAUAAAGAUGCUCUUGGACACUCAACAUGGAAUUUUCUUCAUACUAUGGCUGCGUAUUAUCCAAAUGAGCCAACAAAUAAACAACAGCACGAAAUGAAGCAGUUUAUCAAACUGUUUUCAAAAUUUUACCCAUGUGAUCACUGUGCUAUACACUUGCAACAGCGACUUAAAACUGAGAGUCCAAACACAUCCAAUAACACAGCGCUGUCGAAAUGGUUUUGUGAUGUGCACAAUGAAGUUAACUUGAGGCUUGGAAAAAAUACAUUUGAUUGCAGUAAAGUGAUGGACCGUUGGAAAGAUGGAUGGCCUGAUGGUUCGUGUGAUUAAUAUUAUAUUCCUGGUACGUGUACAACAAGGAACACCAGAAGAUAUGCAUGUGGAGGAAACCAAAUUUAAACAGUACCAUCGACUAAAUUAUCGGAUUACGAUAUAAAUCAACAGGAGAAGAAAGAUACUUUUGUUGUUUAUUGGCUCACUAACCAUGAAACGAUAAGAAUGAGUUAUUUAAAUAUAUUUUUUUAUAAAUCAAAAAAUGAAAUGCAUGAUUAAAUUUACAUUUGAAUUUUUAUACAAGACAGCUUAUACCGUUAUGCGUCUUGCACAAAACAAAAUUAGUUAUAAUUUAUCGUUCGAGAAUCGGCAAGUUAACAAUCUCACACUGAUGAGUCAUGCAAUUCAUUGUUAUCACUAAAUAUUGUGUUUCUUCGUUUGAUUGCGUCCGUGAUUUUCUUGCGAGGGCCUAAUGGCAGUCCAAUUUCUCGUAAGUCAUUUUCAUCACAUAACAAACAAGCUCUUAGGUCGAUUUUUUCUUUUGAAAACGUUUCUCUAUAUUCGUCCAGUUUCAACGCGUGUAAAAAUGUGUAUAAGGGUGCCAUGCGUAUUUCUUUUUUACUUACUGACAUGUCAGUUAUUGUUACAUUGGCAUUCUGACCAUGCCUAUUCGUAUUCGAAUAAAGUAAUUGUCCUUUAGUAAGGAUUCCUUUCGAA